This is a messenger RNA of Mesorhabditis spiculigera, 591 nucleotides long. The record is from the annotation of a GenBank genome assembly. Lineage: Eukaryota; Metazoa; Nematoda; Chromadorea; Rhabditida; Rhabditidae.
AUGCAGCCGACCGAAGUGCGAAGGCAGCUUUCAUACAAGGAUACCAAAGAAUUUUUCAAUAUCAUCCUAACCUCGGACGUUUACUACUAUGGGGCUGUAUUCUCGAAUCCCGGUCCCGACGGUAUCGAGAAGUACAACUGGAUCAUGAUCGUCGGGACAGUUGCAGCUUUGAGUGUAAUUUCCGGAUUGUACUGGACGACGUGCAUCACAGGGAUGAAACUAUACUUCUACGUGAAGCGCCGUACAAUCAGUAGAACGGUGCAAAAAUACCAGGUUCAAUUGUUGCUCCUUCUGCUGGCACAGGCAGUCUCCCCAUUCAUCUUCGAAUUCGUGCCCGUCUUUAUCGUACUUGUUGGAGGGACUACAAGACUCGUUCCGCACUACGGUGGCAUCUGCGCCCCAUUGUUCUUUGGUGGCUACUCGGGCUGCGACGCCAUUCUGGCGUUACUUUUAUUCAAGGCCUAUCGCCGGCGAAUGCUCGAAAUCUGCAGGUUCAAGCUCUGCCCCCGUCAUCGCAGCAAAAUCUUCCAAACUGCUACCGAAGACUCCAAGCCCGCGUCGGGACCCAAGAAAAGCGCGACAAUCUCGCCA